Molecule: messenger RNA, 1179 nt
Organism: Serpula lacrymans var. lacrymans S7.9
Lineage: Eukaryota; Fungi; Basidiomycota; Agaricomycetes; Boletales; Serpulaceae
Exons: 12
Source: RefSeq, a predicted model, not a curated record
GUUACAAAGCUGAUCAGAACGCCAAUACACAUAGACGGAUCACAGUACCAUAUGCGAACUCGGAACACGAAGACGAACACUCUGAACGACCAAGUUUUGUCCACGGUGCCCCUCAUAGUCGUGGCACAAGUUUCAGGUUUGAGAAAGUGGAUUCAAUUGAUCGGAGGCUCAAAUAUCCAUUCCGAGUUCGCUCCUUCAUUCUUCUCUUUGCGGACCAAGUGUGGCAGUCAGUACUCGAUGGUUUGCCAGUUGAUUGUGGGUUGGAGUAAGGCUUGAAGUCUGGCUGUAGCUCUAGAUACCCACCAAGCAGUAUCACGAAAACCAUCAAGACUGCGGCCACCAACAACAAAUGAUGCACCAACUUGAACGCUCAGUUGACAUGAACGGAUCAUGGAAACAAGAUAUAUUGAUGAAGCCUUGAUGCAAGGAUAAACUUAGAUUCACUAGCACAUUCUGCAGAUGCUCCGAUGGGUUACAGAUCAUAUCAAGAAUAGCUCAAAUGUGUAUAAGUUCUCAGCAGUUGUUCAGAAUCGCCGUUUUCUCUUCCAUCUAAACGUGUCUUCUUUUUGUCAGAACGCAUCAUGCAUCCACACAAAGGACUGGAGGUUCAUGCAUCAUGGGAGAUUGCCAAUAUUCUUCAAAUAACGAGGUUUUGUCAAUUAUCUGCCGCUGUAGUUGCUCUAUACGAUCACGCACUUUUAAUGCAGCGUGAAAUGGAUUUGAUAUGGAGAAGACAGUGGUCUUUAAUAACAUUUUUAUACGUUGUGAUCCGAUAUGCCGGUGACGUUGUGCUUGUUGCGGGAGCCGUGUCACUUCGAUGUCAGAUGCACGGUAUAUUUUGUAUAUUUACUCCAAUGGGAAUUCAACUGCAAAUCUGGGGCUCGCUUGUUUUCCUGUUGGCCAUGCAAGCUACAUUUAUCCUACGUGUUUAUGCCAUGUACCGGCAGUCAAAAAAAAUUAUUUUCUUCCUGUCUUUUCUGUUACUGGUUGAAGGAAUUAUCGGAUCGAUAAUAAUAGGGACCGGUUCACAUUAUCACGGGCCAGUGAAAAUCGUCUCAGAGCCCAUACCGGGGGUCCACAUGUGUUCUCUGAAGGGCAUAGAGAGUACAGAGACCGUAGGGCCAUACACCACCAUCAUAGGCUUUGAAUGCAUUAUAUUUGCCCUCACUGCUUGGGCUA